This is a messenger RNA of Psammomys obesus (fat sand rat), 7589 nucleotides long. Its product is annotated as zinc finger protein 58-like. The transcript has 4 exons. The record is from RefSeq and is a predicted model, not a curated record. Gene Ontology annotation, molecular function: DNA-binding transcription factor activity; RNA polymerase II cis-regulatory region sequence-specific DNA binding. Bases 65 to 2404 code for a protein of 779 amino acids. Lineage: Eukaryota; Metazoa; Chordata; Mammalia; Rodentia; Muridae. Gene Ontology annotation, biological process: regulation of transcription by RNA polymerase II.
UUCCUGAAAGUUGGACAAGAGUCCUGUAGUCUGUGCUGCUGUACUUUCCCGUCGCGUCUCUGACAUGGAGGAAGUGCUGUCCUUCUGGGAUGUGGCCAUUGAUUUCUCUCCAGAAGAGAAGGAAUGCCUGGAGCCUGCUCAGUGGAAUUUGUACAGGGACGUGAUGUUGGAGAACUACAGCAACCUUGUAUUCCUGGGUCUUGCUGCCUCUAAGCCACACCUCGUGACAUUUCUGGAGCAAAGACAAGGGCCUUUGGAUGUGAAGAGACAAGCAGCAGCUACCGUGCAUCCGGGAACAAGACAUAAUGAUUGUAAUGAACACAGCAGAGCCAUUCAUUUUAACUCUGUCUGUAUUCAACACCAGAGAAUUCGUAAAGGGGAGAAACCCUACAAGUGUGAAGAAUGUGGAAAGGCCCUUAGUUCUCAUAAAACACUCUCUAGACACCAGAGACUUCAUACUGGAGAAAAACCCUACAAGUGUAAAGAAUGUCAUAAGGCCUUUAGUACUAGCUCAUCACUCUUUGUACACCAGAAAAAUCAUACUGGUGAAAAAACCUGCAAGUGUGUAGACUGUGGCAGAUCAUUUUACUAUCCUUCAAUGCUGAAGCAACAUCAAAGAAUUCAUUCUGGAGACAAACCCUACAAAUGUGAAAGAUGUGGAAAAGCUUUUUAUGAUCCUUCAUUCCUUAAGCGACAUCAAAGAAUUUAUUGUAGACUGAAAUCAUACAAGUGUGAAGAAUGUGGCAAAGUAUUUUCCUCUGCUUUAAGCCUUAAGAAACAUAACCGAAUUCAUUCUAAAGCGAAACCCUACAAGAGUGACAUGUGUGGAAAAGGAUUUACUAAGCCUUCUGUUCUUCCUGAGCACAAAAUAGCUCACACUAGAGAAAAACCGUGUAAGUGUGAACAGUGUGGCAGAUGUUUUUCUUCUUCUUCAGCACAUGGGAAACACCAAUUAAUCCAUUCUGAAGACAAACCCUACAAGUGUGAGGAAUGUGGUAGAGCCUUUGCCAUGCUUUAUUCUCUUAGUCAGCACAAGCUUGUCCAUUCCAGAGAGAAACCUUACAAGUGUGGAGAAUGUGGGAAAGCCUUUUCGUAUAAUUCUUCCUUGAUUCAGCACAAAUUAAGUCAUAAUGGAGUGAAGUCUUAUCGAUGUGGAGAAUGUGGGAAGAUGUUUUAUUCUACUUCAAAACUGAAGAAACAUAGAAGAUUAAACUGUCAAGAGAAACUGUACAAGUGUGAAGUCUGUGGAAAAGCCUUUUCUACUAAUUCUUCCCUGAUUCAGCACAAAAUAGUUCAUACUGGAGAGAAAUGCCACAAAUGUGAAGAAUGUGGAAAAAUGUUUGCCUGUACCUCAAAACUGAAGAGACAUAAAAUAAUUCAUUGUCAAGAGAAACCCUUCAAAUGUGAAGUAUGUGGCAAGGAUUUUCGUACUCGCACAAAACUAACUAUACACAAGAGAACUCAUGUGAGUGUCAAACCACACAAAUGUGAAGAAUGUGGAAAAGCCUUUUCUAUUCUCUCAUACCUUACUCUGCACAAAUUACGUCAUUCUGCGGAGAAAUCCUAUCAAUGUGAGGAGUGUGGCAAAAUGUUUUACUCUACUUCAGACCUUAAAAAACACAAAAAAAUACAUACUGGAGAGAAGCCAUACAAGUGUCAUGAAGAGUGUCACAAAACUUUUAGUACACGUACAACCCUUAAGAGACACAAGACAGUUCAUACUGGAGAGAAACCCUACAAGUGUGAAGAGUGUGGUAAAAGGUUUUCCUAUGCUUCAGACUAUAAAGCACAUCAAAGAAUUCACUGUGAAGACAAUCCCUACAAGUGUGGGGAAUGUGGCAAAGCCUUUACCAAACUUCGUGUAUUUACUCAGCACAAGUUUGUUCAUAUUGGAGAGACACCAUACAAGUGUGAAGAGUGUGGCAAAGGAUUUUCUAGUCCUUCAUAUCUUAAGUUACAUAAAACAAUUCAUUCUGAAGAGAAGGCCUUCAAGUGUGCAGAAUGUGGCAAAGUUUUUGUUACUCAAUAUAACCUUUCUCAACACAAGCUAGUUCAUACUGGAGAGAAACCACACAAAUGUGACCUGUGUGGAAAAGGAUUUACUAAGCCUUCUGUUCUCACCAAGAUAGGUCACACUGGAGAGAAACCCUAUAAGUGUGAAGUGUGUGGCAAAGGAUUUUCCUCUUCUUCAUUCCUUAGAAGACAUCAAAUAAUUCACUCUAAAGAGAGUCCCUACAAGUGUGAGGAAUGUGACAGAACCUUUACUCUGCUGUGCACACUUAGCCAGCACAAGUUGGUUCAUACUGGAGAGAAACAGCACAAGUGUGAGGAGUGUGGCAAAGGAUAUUCCUCAUCUUCAACCCUUAAAAGACAUCAAAUAAUUCAUUCUAAAGAGAAGGCCUAAAAGCCUAUGAAAUAUGGCAAAUUUCUGUUACUCAUCCCUUCUCAUCACAAGACAGUUCAUAUUGUAGAGUUUUGUAAAGUUCCUACAAAGUUUGUACUUCUUCAGCACCUAAAAGGCAUCAAGGAACUCAUUCUGAAUAGAUGCUCAACAAGUGUGUGCAAUGUGGUAAAGCCUGUGCUGAUCACUCAGAUCUUACACAGCGCAAGUGAAUGUAGGGAGUAGAGAAGCCAUGCAUGUGGGGAGAAUGGCAAGUGCUUUACCAGUCAGUCAAAUGUGAAGGAAGUGACAGGGUUUUAGUGUUUCCUCAUAUCUUAAAUAACAACAGUCUACAUCCUGAACAUCAGAGCUGUAAUGUGAAGGAUGUGGUGAAGGUUUCAUUUAUCGUUCAGUCCUGGUUCAACCUCAGUAAUCUGCACUUGAGAGAAACCCUACUUGUGCAGAAAAGGACCAGGGUUGAGCUAUGCCUCAUGUCUAUGUAAGCAUCAGAGAAUACAUCCUGAUGAGGAGGCCUACAAAAGUAAUCAAGGUGGCAAGCUCUCUACCUGUUCUUCAUACCUUUAAGUAUCUGCAGAGACUUCAUACUGCAGAGGCACUCUGUACACAUAUGAGCCGUGCCUGAGCCUUGAAUAACACUUCAAGUCUUCAUCAGCACCAAAGAAUUGCUGUAGGUGAGAAAUCUGCAGGUACAGAUGUCCUCAUCAGCUGUAGAUGUCCACAUCACACUGCCGAGCACUAUCUGAAAGGUCCAGUUUGUUAUUUUCUUAUAAACUUGUGUUUGUUGUAUUUUCUUGAUUUCUAUGUGAUGUAGAAGCCAGCCUAGUCUUUAAAUCUUUAUUAGGAGUAUUUAAAACUUAGGAGUAUUGGGUUGGGGUAUAUGUAUGUAUGUAUUUCUCUAGCUUUGAUAUUAGGGUUUGUUAUCACCUUUCACUUUCUAUCUUGUGGAAGAGAUUGAAAAGUGUUGGUAUUAGAUCUUCCUUUUAUGUUUUUUAAAAGUUAGCACUAAACCCAUCUGGUCCAAAUCUUUACUUUGUAUUUUAAUUACUGAUUUAAUCUCCUUAUUGUUAUAGGUCUGUCCAGUGUUGUUUUAUCUUUUUGCUUUUUUUUUGUUCUCUCAUGUAUAUAUUUAGAAGAAUACCCAUUUCAUAAAAAGUUUCCAGUUUCUUGGAUUAUACAUUUACAAAAAUAUUUCCAUAAGGUAUUCUGGAAUCCUUGGAGUUUACUGUAACAACUCCUUUUUGCUCACUUUGGUUUUAGGUUCUCUCCAUGUAUCUAUCUUGGCACCUCGUCACUCUCAUGAUCACACUCACUCUCCAUCUCUGUGUGAGUCUCUUGUCUUUUGGUAGUUUCACUAGUUGAAGAAAUUUUUUAACCAUUUAAAGAACCAAAUGGAUAAUUAUGGAUGUUCUUCAAAUCUCUAGUUUAUUAAUUUUUCCCUGAUUUUUUUUUCUUAUUAUUUACCUUUUUAUUUUUACUGUUCAUUAUGUUUUCUCCAUCUCUCACAAAUCUGGGGGUGUCUGUUCUCAAAAAAGCAAAAAACAGUGUCACUCAUUUGGUUUCAGAAUAAAAAAUCUGUUUCCCUUUAUGUUCAGAACAGGGUUUUUAUAUCAAUGCCAUAAGGACCCAUAGUGUAAAGACGAGAAAGCCACAUGCACCCAGUGAGCAGAGAGGAGGGAUGUGAUUAUCAGAUACCUAAUCAACCAGUAUAAAGCAUUAUAUAUGCAGUUCUUACUUACUAUUGAUCAACUGGUAUAAAGCACUGUAUAUAAAGUGCUUACUUUACUAUUGAUGCAUAUGCCCAAAAGGCAUACCAAACUCGAUUUACUAACAUUGUGAGCCCUUAAAACAAGGGCAAUUAAAAAAAUUUUAAUUAUCAGUUACCUCAUAAGUGGGUAAAUGUCUCUAAUGUGCCCCCAUAAAUGUAUUCAUGGUUAUUUAUAGUACAAAUGAAAUUUAUUUACAAAAACAAUAUUGAGAGGAGAGACCAAUUUAUAUCUCAUUCUAUGUAGUCUUCUAAAUAUGUAAUGAAAGUAUAUCCUAACGUACCUCAAAACAAGCUUAAAGUAAACGGUUUAGUAUGAAACAUUUUACAGGAUAAGGAUAAGGAUGUGUUGGGAGAAAAGACUUGCUGAAAACCUGCUGUUCCUGUCUCCCUCCUGCUUGUAGGCCUGACCAGGAGAACUUCAUUCUUAUCCAAAGGGAAGGUGAAUUUCUCCUCAUGUCUCACAUGACCGUGUGAUGGAUUCACUUGCCCAGUGGAGAAGUCUGGCAGACAUCCUAAAUUUCUCAGCAUACAGACAAGCAUAUACACAUUAUUCUGCUUUCAAAGGCUCCCUUCAUGAAAUAUGAGGAUGCUGUGAAUAGGAGAUCUCUGUAUCUUACCUGCCACCCAACUGGGCCAGGACCUGUACCUCAGCUGAAUUGCUCAUCUCUUUACCCUGACUUUCAGUUUUCCUCCUCCUAGCAAAGCCAAGUUGAGGAUGACAGGUUCAUGCAUGAUACUGUAUGGAGACCCAGGGAAGAGUUUACCUAACAGAGAGAGGUUUACCCACAAGUACAGUCAGCACAGCAGGCUGAACGAUGACACACAUUUAAACACCAACAGUAGGUGCCAUCCAGCAGACAGACCACACACAGCUGAGAAAACAGCACUGUCUGAGGGGGAGAAAACCUAGACUGUGAAAGUCCAUCAAAGCCAGAUGCUCAGAAUCACCUUCCAGAGAAUAUGGAAGCUGCUCUUCAGCCCUCCUCACAACCCUGGAGGCCACAUGUGCCCCUGACAGCAGCUUGAGGUAAUGAAUGGGGCAACUGCAGAUAGGGGUCACUUGCCCUUCGUCCUUUCAGCACAGGGCAAUAUUGGGGGAAAUGCUUCCUAGAGGGCUCAUCACAACAGCUCCUUAGGACUGGCUCUGCCACAUCUGCUCUAGUGGUCAGGCCCUGCUUAAUUAACUGGUGGUUAAACCAGUCAGUUGACAGGCCGCCUUGGGAUCAAUGGCUCCAAGGGCCAGUUCCUCUUCUUUCAUCAAAAUCAAGAUUUGAAAGGGACUAAAACAAGUGGAGAAUGAAGAGAUUAAGGCAAGAUCAGGUUAUCCUGACUGGCACAGUACCUCAUGCCUCUCAGGCAAGUAAAUGGUAUCUCCUGACUUCUGAAAAAGAGUUCCUCCCUUCCUCCUGGGGGAGGAUCUAAACCCAUAAUAAAGAAACAACAAAAUACAAACCGUAACUCCGCAGUGUGCAUCAUGUGUGGCUUUUUGACUUUGCAAACUCUACCUUCCCUUGCUUCCUAAGAGCCCUAGUGAGGAAGCAGCCCAAGCUUGGUCAGCUGCUCUUAAUUGAUGCAAUAAUCAUGGUGACUUGUCCCUUUCCUCAUGGGUUACUUCAUUCACAGAUCCUGAAGGGCAUCUCUCUCUACUGGAGGGCAUUCACAGUUGUGGUACAUUCUACAUAUGGUACCAUGGGAGUGAAGUGAUAAACACUCCAGUAGAUCAAAAUGUAGAGAAUAAUAGCCUGUGGAGGCACUGGUCUAAAUGAACACCUGGGUGGCAACUCUUAGCCUCAGGGAUCACAGGAGACAAUGUAGAAAGGUUGCAGUAGCCAGAUGAGGUGGAUGUCUGCUGAAGCACUAUUUGCUGGAAAUGUCAGGACUGUUGCAUGCAUGACCACACUGUGACUGCCAACUAUUCGGGAAAUACUUGCACAAGCGAAAACCAGCAUUCAACAUGCCUGAUUGUGUGAGGGUCUCAUUAUGUCUAACCUUCAGUGGAGCAGGAAUUGUCAACUGAUGGCUUUUGGGGAAGACAGACAGUUGGAGAGGCUUUCCCGUUCCAGCCACUUGUUCUAAACAUAGAGGAGGCAGUGGGUGCACUUGGUGUCAUAAAAAGAGAAGAAAACACCCACAAAAUUGGAAGGGAAGCGUGGCGUUAAGGGUGUGCAGUAACUGAGGUGAAAAUGGGGAGAGAGUUGAAUAAAGCACAAUUCAGAUACUAAAUGGUAUUAGACUCCAAAGACAUCAAUUAAAAUAUAUUGGGGGUUGGUGCGUGGGACCUGUACAUGGCGGGGGUGGUAGCUGCUGCAGCGCCGAACAGCAGAGAAUUCCCGUGUACUCAGGGGAUCCUCUCUGGAGCCACAGCGAAGGCUUCCCAGAAAAGGACAGAGCAGUGCAGAGCCACAGCUCACAGGACUGCAAGGAGCAGCCUGAGCCCGUCUCCCCUGAGCUGGAGCACAUUCCCAGAAAGAGGGGCAAGAACCCCAAGAAAGCUGUGGGAGUAGCCUGGGCCAUCGGCUUCCCCUGUCCUCUUUGUCCUCAUCAAGCAGGAAGUGGAGAAGGACCCUUUGAGGCAGAUGAAGGCUUGGCAGAACAUGGCGGGUGUCAAAACCGGGCACCAAACCAGAGGUUCAGGGCUUCCUUCCAUCAAACCCAGCUCCCUAGAAUUGCGUCUGGAGUACAGACCUAAGUGAGGAUCACUGCAACCUUGCACUAGACUAUUGACCCAUGUUCUGUGUGGCUAACUGUGGCCACUGCCCCUGAGGCCCAUCAGAGGGCCCAUGGGGUCCAAGCUGCCAUCAGCACCCAUCUCUUCCACAGAGGAACCAGCCAAAUGGAAAUAAAGUUAUCACAUACUGGCAAAACAACAACAAUGGCAAAAACCAAACAAACACAUAUUGUUGGUUUUGGACAUAUCCAAACUUGAGCUGUUCUAGCAGUGGUUCCUGCACUCUGGCUGUCAUAGAGUUUAUAGAGGGCCAGCAUCAUUCCUGGAAGUCUUCAUGAGGGAGCAAGAGAAGAUUCCCAGAUGGCUCAGAUGCUGAGGACUAAGGAGUCCUGCAUCAGUGGGACAUCAAGGAAGAGAAAUAAGAUUGCUCCCCAGAGACAGGCUGCAGCCAGCCUCACCAUGUAUCUUCCACUCGGCUUUACUAUCAGUACAACAGAGGAAAGAUGAGCAGUGGCCUCUUCAUCCUCCCUGGCCUCCCUUCUAUAUCUGACACACCUGUCACAGCUGCUUUGGUUCCUUGUUAUCCAUCAUUAUUAAAGUUAGACAAGGAGUCUACCAUUCAAAUGAACUUGGUGAGUAAUGAGUUACAAAGAUAACAUGUCACAUAGCUUGUAUAGUCAGUUUACUAAAAACAAAGUUUAUUAACAUGUAUACCUCAUGUAUGUAUUAAUGAUACAUGAAGAAAUGAAUAAACC